This is a messenger RNA of Ziziphus jujuba (common jujube), 1692 nucleotides long. Its product is annotated as WAT1-related protein At5g40210. Gene Ontology annotation, molecular function: transmembrane transporter activity. The transcript is spliced from 10 exons. The record is from RefSeq and is a predicted model, not a curated record. The coding region runs from base 42 to 1364 and encodes 440 amino acids. Gene Ontology annotation, cellular component: plasma membrane. Lineage: Eukaryota; Viridiplantae; Streptophyta; Magnoliopsida; Rosales; Rhamnaceae.
CAGAUAAGGAGCAGAGGUAAAGAAUAGAACAAAGAAAAAGAAUGAAAGGGCUGGGAACAACAGUGGUGAUGGUGGUGAUAGAGUGCCUGGAUGUUCUAUUGCACACCUUAACCAAAUCUGCUAUAAACACUGGGAUGAGUGAAUUUGUCUAUGUUUUUUGCUCCAACGCCCUCUGUUUCUUCUUCCUCCUUAUUUGUUCCUUCUUCUAUUACAGAAUGUGGACUUACUUAACACUCACGUACCUCGUCAUCGGCAAAAUGUUUCUGGUUGGCUUGCUCGUCAUCGGCAAAAUGUUUCUGGUUGGCUUGCUCAGUUGUACUUCUCAGAUACUAAAGCAUGUUAGAACAGACCUCAGCUGUCCCACUUUGGCAACAGCAAUAUCUGAUCUCACACCAGCUUUUGCCUUCAUCAUUCCUAUCAUUUGGAGGAAGAAAGAUUUAGACUUGACAAAGAAGAGUAGUCAAGCAAAGAGUCUUGGCACCAUAAUUUCAAUAGCAGGGGCAUUAAUUGUAACUUUAUAUGGCGUACGUCUUACAAGUGCUUCUCCUCUGCCUGGGAAAUUCCUCGAUCAGCUUCUUUUCUCAGUUCAAUCUAAAUGGGUUAUUGCGGGUUUUAUACUUUUAUUGCAGAGCUUUUUCCAUGCACUUACUUUUGUAGUACAGAGUUCGGUUAUGAGGGAGUACUCUGAAGAGCUAAUUGCAACCCUGACGGACUACCCUGCGGAGUACCCUGCAGAGCUAUUUGCAACCAUGAGGGAGUACCCUGCAGAGCUAAUUGCAACCCUGAGUGCGUACCCUGCAGAGCUGAUUGCAACCAUGAGAAAGUACCUUGCAGAGCUAAUUGCAACCCUGUUUUGUUGUAUCUCUAUGACCAUAAUAUCUGCAAUAGUAGCUCUGAUUGCUGAGAGAUCAAACCCAGAUGCUUGGCAAAUCAAGUCCAAUAUAGAGCUUAUUGCGAUUGGGUUUAAUGCAUUUGGAAAAGCUGUUCAUUUAUCGGCGGUCCGCAAGAAGGGCCCCAUAUAUCGUGCCGCGUUUAAACCACUUAGACCUGUCAUUGCAUUCAUCUUUGGGAUUAUUUUUCAAGGGGAAACCAUCUAUCUUGGAAGGGUGAUUGGAGGAGCCAUUGCAAGUGGAGGAGUUUUCGCCGUCGUGAUUUGGGGUAAAGCCCAAGAAGAUGAGGAGGACAUGGGUAAAGCCCAAGAAGAUGAGGAGGACAUGGGUAAAGCCCAAGAAGAUGAGGAGGACAUGCAUCAAAGACGUCCAAAACCAGCCUCAUAUUCUCGUAAAAGACAAUCGUCACCUGGUACAACUACUUUGCAUGAGCGACUAUUAAGUUUGAAAUACGAAUAUGAUUCAUACAAGUAACAAAGUGAAGAACGGAUGUCAAUUUUAAAAUAAGAAUAUGACUCAUAUAGGCAACAAAAUGAAAAACGGAUGUCAAAAUAUGAAGAAGAUAUGAGCCAAAUGAGAGAGUUUAUAUGACAAAUUAUGGUACAGAACUCUUGCUCUGAUGAUGGUACAUCUUUUUGUUUUCCUCCAUCACCUCCACCUCCUCCAUCAGUUGCUUGUUGACAUUUUUUUUUUUAAUUUUAUUGUAGUAGCUUUUGGAUUUUAUUAACGUGUAUGUUCAUAUUAUUUGUGAAUUAUCUCUUUCAUUCACUUACUUUUGUACAAUAUGAAUAUUUGUAUAAUA